Erpetoichthys calabaricus (reedfish) is the source of this 1884-nucleotide messenger RNA. RefSeq names its product lumican (gene lum). Lineage: Eukaryota; Metazoa; Chordata; Cladistia; Polypteriformes; Polypteridae. The coding region runs from base 381 to 1412 and encodes 343 amino acids. The transcript has 3 exons. The record is from RefSeq and is a predicted model, not a curated record. Gene Ontology annotation, molecular function: protein binding.
UAGAUGCAAACAGGUAUAAGUAGUCCUCUGUGCAGGAAGGAGACAUGGUGACUUCAGCCUGUCUACAGAUGUCUGACCUUGGUGCACCUGCUUUUCGUUAGAAAGCCAUAUUUUUCUCAUGGCACACCGUAAGCCUAUAAUGAUGACACAGCAGCUUUAUAGUGCAGCGUGACUACAUUUGCUUGCUGGGUAUUUUUUUUCUUGCUCUGGACCACAGAGGUCUGGCAAGGGCUGCUUGCUUUCUUCUGCACGCUUUCCUAAGAUCAAGCACUACCUGAUCUCUCUGCUUUAGACGCAGCUUCUGUGGCUGCUAAAGCUGCUCUGGGAAUUGGUCCUUCCAAGAAAACGACUUCCAGGCAUAAUAAAGAAUUCUUUACAAGAUGAGUCUGAUCCGCUUCCCAUUUUUGGCUGCUUUUCUUAGUGGCAUUUUAUGCCAGUACUAUGAUUAUGAGUCCUACUAUGAACCUGCCUCUGUGAUGGGCCCAUCUGGACCAAACUGUCCCCAAGAAUGCGAUUGUCCAGUAAAUUUUCCAUCUGCAAUGUACUGUGACAAUCGGAAACUCAAGUACAUCCCAAUAGUGCCCAGUGGAAUAAAGUACCUGUACCUUCAGGGAAACCAGAUUGAUUCAAUCAAGAGUGGUGUCUUUGACAAUGCCACCGAUCUUGCUUGGCUAGUUCUGGACAAUAACUUCAUUGUCAAUGGCAAUAUAGGAAAAGACACAUUUACUAAGCUGAAAUCUUUGCAGAGACUCUACUUCAAUCACAACAACUUGACGGAACCCGUGGGUCCUCUUCCAAAGACCAUAGAAGAGGUUAAAUUUGCAGGCAACAAAAUUAAAAAACUUGGUUCCGGCUUCUUCAGUGGACUUGAAAACCUCACCAUUAUUCACCUUCAAGACAAUCAGUUACAGGAUGAUGCUCUUGCAGGAGUGUUUAAGGGACUCAAAAAACUCAAUUACCUUGACCUCAGCAAUAACAAACUCAAAAGAUUGCCUCAGGACCUCCCUAGCUCCCUGGAAAUGCUCUACAUUGACUUCAACAACAUUAACAAUAUUCCUGAUGAAUUUUUUAAGAAAUUUGGCGGUCUGCAGUAUCUGCGACUUUCAAACAACCAGUUAGCCGAUUCAGGUAUACCUGGCAAUGUCUUCAAUAUCAGCAGUCUUCUUGAGUUGGAUUUGUCAUUCAACAAAUUGAAAUCUAUUCCAACUGUAAAUGAAAAUUUGGAGAAUCUGUACUUGCAAGUUAACCAGAUCAACAAGUUUGAUCUGAACAGCUUCUGCAAGAUAACAGGACCUCUGAACUACUCCCGAAUAAGGCACCUGAGACUGGAUGGCAACAACAUCACUCGCAAUGAAUUGCCUGUUGACAUGGCCAAUUGCCUUCGGCAGGCUUCUGAAGUCACUUUUGACUAAUGAGCUGCAUUAGUUUUGGGCAGCUGGUCUGUUUGACAUGCUUUACAGUAGUUAUUAUUUCCAGAGGUUCUUUCAUUAUUUUCUUUAUUUUUGUUUCAGCAAGGAGGCAUCCCCAUUAGCUUUAUGAAAUAUAUUGCUAUUUGAAAUUGGAUUCUCAUACCCUAAUAGAAUAUAAAUCCGUUCAUAUUUCGAUAACAGUUUUUAUAACAAUCUUUAAAUGGGGACCUAAGCAAGAAAGAAUAAAUGCUGCACAUGAAAUAAUGUAGCUGUCUCAUUUAAAUAAGAAUUCAUUGCCCAAAUAAUAUAUUUUGUUUAAAAUACAUUUAAGACAUCAGCUUUUAAAACAUAUACUGGAUACAGUCGUCAGCUUUUCGUGUAUCUUGUAAGUAUAUGCAAAAAUUCUCACUUAUUUGCAUGUGUGUUAUAAAGUUAAUGUUAACUUUGUUAAAAAAAUAAAAUGUAGCAAUUCAAA